Messenger RNA from Malassezia japonica, 858 nucleotides. RefSeq lists its product as uncharacterized. NCBI's taxonomy places the organism in Eukaryota, Fungi, Basidiomycota, Malasseziomycetes, Malasseziales, Malasseziaceae. The record is from RefSeq and is a predicted model, not a curated record. The transcript is spliced from 2 exons. The coding region runs from base 1 to 858 and encodes 285 amino acids.
AUGACGGCCGGCGACGAGGCGGGGUUCAUAUUCCCCUUGAACCUAAAACAAUUAUUUUAUGUGUUUAUAAUGAAUGGCAUCGGCGCGAUGAUCAUCAGUGGCGCGGCCAAUUUCGGCGUAGCGUGUGCCAUGUACCGCACGACCUCGCUGCCGAUUCGCAUCUGGGUCUUUAGCGAGAACACGAUCGCGGGCGACAUGGGCGUCACGGUGAUUAUCCAGCAGCUCAUCACGAUGAUCAUCACCUCGACGCUGUGCAACCACGAUCUGCGCCACGGCAUUCCCGCGCUCGAGCACCCGUGGCCGCCACUGCAGCACUUUCCGGCGAACCCCAGCCCAAACGGGUCGUUCCUCGGCACGGACCACCCCAAAGCGGUCGGCAACCAAGCGCCACUCUAUAUGGGCAACGGCGAGCAGCGCUCGCGCCUCCAGCAAUUCUGCCUCUGGUUCAUCCGCGCGAUGUGCACUGGCAGCGAGCGCAAUGCAUUCCUGCUCCGCGGCCUCACACUGCGCCAGCGUCUGGAGCGCCUGGUCUGGACCGCGGUCCAAGGCCUCUGGAUGGCCGUGCUGACCUUCUGGUGGUACUGGCCGAUCGCCAUUGCGAUCGUAGCGCCCAUCUACCAAGGCGACAAUUUGCAAGGAAAGUGGACCGCGCCCAUCAUCAAGUUGUUGUUUGGCGGCAUCAUGGGCCUGCUGACCAACCCCAUCAUGGCGCUCCUCGCGCUCGGCGCCGAGGCGAACGUGCGCCGCACGCACCCCGACCUUGCGCUCUGGAACGAGGGAGAGAAGGGAACGGGCUCCGACGCACUCCACCGCGACCCCGAGCAGCAAAAAGGCGUGCUACGCAACGUGCACAUUUAA